AUGAAGGCCUUUAGAAGAUCCCUAAAGGGGGAGAAAGAUCACAAACAUUCUAUCUCUAUUACACCUAAAUCUGCUAUUGCGAUUUUACCCCCUAAAAAAAAAAGAGAGAUGUUUCCCUUGAGUUUGGAGAAUAUUCGCCUCUUUAACCCCUCCCUGUCCCACUCCCAACUCUCACUCUUGGCGGUGGCUGACCGCAUUUCAGCUCUCUACGACUAUCAACCAGAGGGGAACACGCAGGAAUUGGCAUUCAGCAAGGGAGAUUUCUUUCACGUCAUCAGCAGGGAGGACGAUUCGGAUUGGUACGAAGCGUGCAAUCCGCUGAUCCCUAGUGCUAGGGGGCUUGUGCCCGUCUCCUUUUUUGAGGUUAUCGGCAAAAACGAGAGGGAUAGUGGGGGUUCCGGCGAGUCCAAGGACCUCGAUUCAGGAUUCUCCGACCGCGGUCUUUCCCACCCAGAUUCUUCCAUCACCAAGAACGGCGUAUUCAGAAUGUCUGCACUCAAGGGUCAAGGCGCUAUGGUCUACGGAAUUGUCCAGUAUGAUUUUCAGGCCGAACGACCCGAUGAAUUGGACGCGAAGGCCGGUGAGGCCAUUAUUGUCAUCGCCCAAUCUAACCCGGAGUGGUUUGUCGCCAAACCCAUCGGUCGUCUCGGCGGACCAGGCCUGAUUCCCGUUUCUUUUAUCGAAUUGCGUGAUAUGCAGAGUGGACAGGCUGUGGCCGACCCGCUUGACGCGGUGCGACGCGCUGGUGUUCCCAAGGUUGAGGAGUGGAAAAAAAUGACGGCCGAAUACAAGAACAGCAGUAUCACACUGGGCAAAAUCGAGGGUGGUCACGGCGGCAACAGUGCCAACAUGAUGACUGUCAACUCGGGUAUGGAAAAGAUGUCCAUGGGCCAUCAGAGUCAAAUGAGUCAAAAUGGCAAUGUUUAUGAGCACCAACGUAACGCCAGCAAGGGAACUUUGUCGCAAGUACCCAUGUCGCAACAACAGAGCCAUCAACUUCUCGUCCCCGUUUCCGCCUAUAUUCCACGCUACUGUUUCGAUAACGACAAGUAUUGGUACAUCAUCGAAGCGAAGAUGGAAGACGGUCGCUGCUGGGAGUUGUCACGUUAUUACCACGAUUUUUACGACUUCCAGAUCGCCCUUCUGACCCAAUUCGAAGACGAAGCUGGUAGCCGUGGCCGUGGACGAACCCUCCCUUUCAUGCCAGGUCCCGUCACACACGUCACGGAUGCGAUUUCCAACGGUCGACGACAGAACCUGGACGAAUAUAUCAAGAAGCUUCUAUCGAUGCCCCCGCAUAUUUCACGUUGUCAACUCGUGUGCGAACUCUUCUCGCCCCGUGAAGGAGACUUCGAAAUCGACCCCAAUGCAUUCGGUGAGGACGCCCGGUUCUCGGGUGGAUCUCAGCACUCUGCCGGUGGGGAUCCCCAACAAAGUGUGUCGCGUCAGUCUUCGCAGCAGCAGAUCAAUGUGUCCAACGACCGGGCAUCCCAGCAGCGUGCCCCAGCACCCACACCCUACGUCAACGGCGGCCCACCCCCCAUGAACCGCCAACCCAGCUCCAUUACCCAAGCCUCUGGUGCAUCGGCCAACAGCGCGAUGAAGGUCAAGGUGUUCUUCCAGGAUGACCUGAUUGCGAUCCGUAUCCCAUCUGGCGUGAGCAUGCAGCACCUCCAGGACAAGCUAUGUGACCGAUUGAAGAUCCAGGACGACAUCAUUGUGCAAUACCGUGAUGAAUCCUCCGGCUCCUAUAUCGAUCUCCAUACCGAUCAGGAUCUGGAGAAUGCCAUGCAGCGGAACACAAAGCUAACUCUCUUCGUCAGCAUCGCAUAA
Penicillium vulpinum is the source of this 1833-nucleotide messenger RNA. RefSeq names its product phosphatidylinositol-3-phosphate-binding protein BEM1. Gene Ontology annotation, cellular component: mating projection tip. The record is from RefSeq and is a predicted model, not a curated record. NCBI's taxonomy places the organism in Eukaryota, Fungi, Ascomycota, Eurotiomycetes, Eurotiales, Aspergillaceae. Gene Ontology annotation, molecular function: protein binding; phosphatidylinositol binding. The transcript is spliced from 5 exons. Gene Ontology annotation, biological process: conjugation with cellular fusion. The coding region runs from base 1 to 1833 and encodes 610 amino acids.